UAAGAAAAAUACUUUUCUAGCUGAUGAAUCGUAUAAAAAGACAUUUCAUGACACAAGUAAGUCGCAUAACGAAAAACAUGUUUCCCUAUCGAGGUCUAAUUGUUCUGAUCGCACUUUGUGCUUUUGGUGCUAUCCAAGCAUCUUACGAAGCUGACUAUGGUUUUGAAGGUUUCAAACACCACGGACACCACAACUCAUCGAACUCUACCGGUCCAUCUGGAAACCACAGCCACCCCCACCAUCCCGGACACAAUAGCUCCCAUCCAGCUGGUGGCAACCACAGCCAUCCCCAUCAUCCAGGACACCCAGGACACAACAAUGGCUCCCAUCCCGUAGGUGGAAACCACAGCCACCCUCAUCAUCCAUCCGGUAACCAAAGCCACCCACACCAUCCUGGACACUCCAACUCAAGCCAAUGGAGAGUACCAAAGGAUGGUUUCAGACCCCCAAAGGGAUUCAAGCCACGUCCAAUCCGCGAUUUGCCCGCUGAUAGGGAAGAUCGUCCAGUUCCACUUCCAGCUGUUGAUAUGCCCCAUAUUAAUGAUGCUGAGCCAAGAGGAUUUUUCAACCGAUUGUUCAACUUCUCCAGGCCAGUCUAUCAUCAACCACAAGUGAAUAGGAAUUCAUCGUGGUACAACCCCCAUCGCCCAUCAAACAACUCUUGGUCACCAUGGGGUUAAUUCAACAGGAGUUCCAGGUACAACAACAUUUGAUCUCUUCUAGAUUUUUUGUACCUCCUUGAAAUAAACUUUCUUGCAUACGAGUAUUAAAAAA
Molecule: messenger RNA, 774 nt
Organism: Episyrphus balteatus (marmalade hoverfly)
Lineage: Eukaryota; Metazoa; Arthropoda; Insecta; Diptera; Syrphidae
Product: histidine-rich glycoprotein-like
Exons: 3
Coding region: 24-680 (218 amino acids)
Source: RefSeq, a predicted model, not a curated record